This is a messenger RNA of Chrysoperla carnea, 1428 nucleotides long. RefSeq names its product prolow-density lipoprotein receptor-related protein 1-like. The record is from RefSeq and is a predicted model, not a curated record. The transcript is spliced from 8 exons. NCBI's taxonomy places the organism in Eukaryota, Metazoa, Arthropoda, Insecta, Neuroptera, Chrysopidae. Gene Ontology annotation, molecular function: protein binding; calcium ion binding. The annotation marks the transcript as partial.
UUUUUAUCAAAUUGUGUACAUUUCACAAAUUGUGAGAAUUUACAUCAAUCAGGUGUAAAUAAAAGUAACAAUAUACAUAAAGAACAAAGUUUUGGUACGAGCGAAUUAUUAGAUUUGGAUGAUGGUACUGGAGUUGGAACGCCAACAUGUUUACCGCAACAUUUUCGAUGUAACGAUGGACGCUGUAUUCCUGCACAUUGGAAAUGUGAUUCUCACGUAGAUUGCGAAGAUGGCAGUGAUGAACCAUCUGAUUGCAGCUUUAAAGUAAAAUGUGGGUCGGGUCAAUUUCAAUGCGAUUUUACACGAAAAUGUAUACCGAUUGGUUGGAUGUGUGAUGGUGAUCCUGAUUGCGGAUACAGUGAUAAAUUUGGUAUUGACAUGUCUGAUGAGGAUGAUGAGAAAUGUGCUGAAGGUAAUGGUUGUCCUGCAAAUCAAGCACGUUGUAAAUAUGUGUCAGAAUGUCGACCGAUUCGUAUGUUUUGUGAUAAUCAUAAUGAUUGUCCUGACAACAGUGACGAAUUCGAUUUUUGUGAUAAUGCAACUGCACUAUGCAAUUCAAGCUCAUUGCAAUGUGAAGUCGGCUGCCGUCCGACAAACCAAGGCCCUAAAUGCUUUUGUGCAGAUGGUCAAGAACCUGAUAGUAAAGGCAAAUGUAAUGAUUCAAAUGAAUGUUUAAUUGAUGGAUCGUGUGAUCAACUUUGUACAAAUACUAUUGGAUCAUAUAAAUGCGCAUGUGUAUCUGGGUAUGUUCAAAAAGGAAAAUAUUGUAAAGCAUUAAAUGUUCCAGAAUCAGAGUCAGCUUCACUAUUAUUUUCAACACAAUCCAGUAUACAACGAGUAUCAUUAGAUGGUGAUGUUAUCAAUUCAGUGAAAUUAAUUAAUUCACAUGCAUUAGAAUUUUCGCAUAGAAAUCGUUCCGUGUGUUAUAUACAUCAUAAUGUGACAAGCUCAAAUAUUUGUUGUUUUGAUAUUGAUGAUUUUGAUAAGAAAUGGGUUUUACCAAAACCGUCCAUUUUUUCUAAUUUAGAUUCUGUACAUCAAAUGACCCUAGAUUGGAUAUCUGGAAAUUGGUAUUUUUUAGAUAAUUCACGUGAAGUAAUAUUUCUUUGUAAUCAAACAUUAGAAAUUUGUACUAUUAUAUUAGAAGUUGAUUUAAGUACACCACGUGGAAUGGCGUUAGAUCCAACUAAGGGUUUUAUGUUUUUUACAAAAUGGGGUCAUUCGGCUCCGAUGCUUGAACGAGCUUUAUUAGAUGGUACAAAUCGAACUGUGUUAGUUGAUCGGAAAAUUGUAUAUCCAUAUGAUAUUGCUAUUGAUUUUCCAUUACAACAUAUUUAUUGGGUUGAUAGUUAUUUAGAUUUUGUUGAACGAAUUAAUUAUGAUGGAACAAAUCGACGAACUGUUAAACGAGGUUAUCCUGUAAGUUAA